AAGAGAGGGACAGAGAGAGAGAGAGAGAGAGGAGUAGAAUAAGUUAGUGCAACAGAGGUGAUGGACUUAGUCCAGUAAGACUGACAGGGAACACACAAACUCCUCCUGAGGGCUGAGAAGAACAUGCUGGUGGACUUUUCUUGCUUUUCAAUACCACAAAUUCACAGAGGCACCUACAUCUACAGCACCUAACAGAGAUAUCUGCUGAUCUUCUGAGGGUUUUACCACUUCUCUUUGAGAAGAGUUCUUGAAGAGGUACUUGUCAGAGUUCUUGAGCAAGGAUUCGCAGGAUUUGCGUCGCCAGACAAACAGAGGUGUUUAAUUGAGGGCUUUAAAACUGAAGACCUUUCCACUGACACCAAGGACAUACUAACAAAGAGAGACAGUGGGGGAUUACGACAGACAGAGAGAAAGAGAAAGAGAGAGAGAGAGUGAGUGGGAGAAGAGAGAGGAAAACCCCACAGAGCAAUCUCCACAAGUUGUGAUGACUAUUUCCACAGAGGCACUUUGCACGGUUUCUCCUGGACACUGACGGAUUUCAAGAAGGUGCUGUGCAAUAGACUGGAAUCAACUGGUGUGUGUGGCCAUGGAUGUUCCUGUGCUAGUAUGGCUGGUGUUGCUCCUGGCGAGUAGACAGUUUCCUGAAACGGAUUGCAGCACUCAGGAGUUUGACAGCAGUGAUGAAGGUCCAGAGGUUGAAUUCCUAUCGACCUCUCGCACACGGCGGGCCCCCGAGCCUCCUCCGCAGGACAAGUGCUCCUACACCUUCAUCGUACCCCAGCAGAAGGUUACGGGAGCCAUCUGUGUGAACUCCAAGGAGCCUGAGGCCAUGCUGGAGAACCGUGUCAAUAAGCAGGAGCUGGAACUUCUCAACUCUGAGCUGCACAAGCAGAAGAGACAAAUCGAAACUCUGCAGCAGCUUGUAGAAGUCGACGGCGGCAUCGUCAACGAGGUGAAGCUUCUGCGCAAGGAGUCCCGUAACAUGAAUUCCAGAGUGACACAGUUAUACAUGCAGCUGCUGCAUGAGAUCAUCCGUAAGAGGGACAACGCGCUGGAGUUGUCACAACUGGAGAACAAGAUUCUCAACCAGACCUCCGAGAUGCUGCAGCUUACAAACCGCUAUAAAGAUCUGGAGCAUAAGUAUCAGCACCUCGCCUCACUGGCCAAUAACCAGUCGGCACUCAUUGCCCUUCUCGAGGCACAGUGUCAGAGGGGACCACCGGUUGUGGUCCCUAGGGUACCAGUCCAGCCUCAGCCCCAACCACAACCUCAACCCAGACCCUCACCACCCCUCAAUAAGCCUACGUUUAACCGCAACAACCAGAUCACCAACGAGAUCCAGAGCGAUCAGAACCUCAAAGUGCCACCCGCCCCUCUUCCCACCAUGCCAGGAGGAACUCACAGCCCGUCCACCACAAACAAACCCUCAGGUCCCUGGAAGGAUUGUCUGGAGGCUCUGGAGGACGGCCACACUAACAGUGGCAUGCACCUAGUGAAGCCGGAGAACACCAACAAGCUGAUGCAGGUGUGGUGUGAUCAAAGACAUGACCCUGGUGGCUGGACGGUCAUCCAGAGAAGAAUGGAUGGCUCCGUCAACUUCUUCAGAAACUGGGAAACAUAUAAGCAAGGAUUUGGAAACAUUGAUGGAGAGUACUGGCUGGGUCUGGAGAACAUAUACUGGAUAACCAACCAGGGGAACUACAAGCUGCUGGUCACCUUGGAGGACUGGUCUGGACGCAAGACGUUUGCAGAGUACGCAAGUUUCCGCCUUGAGCCUGAGACGGACUUCUACAGGCUCAAGGUGGGCCGUUAUCAUGGCAAUGCCGGUGACUCCCUAACUUGGCACAACGGGAAGCAGUUCACCACUCUGGACAGGGAUCAUGAUGUAUAUACAGGCAACUGUGCACACUAUCAAAAAGGAGGCUGGUGGUAUAAUGCCUGUGCCCACUCAAAUCUGAACGGCGUGUGGUACAGGGGAGGGCACUACCGCAGCCGCUAUCAGGACGGCGUGUACUGGGCUGAAUUCAGAGGAGGCGCCUAUUCCCUCAAGAAGGUCGUGAUGAUGAUACGACCCAACCCGAACACCUUCCACUGAGAAGCACAUAAAAACAGGGAAUGAACUGACAAUUGUUCCCCCAUGGUCGCCAUCCACCCUAUAAAGUGCAAUUCGUUUAGACUGUGGUUUUUAAAUUGUUUUGCUUCCUACAUAGAUAUGAUAGCAAAAGAACAAACAGGGUCUUGGAUGACGUAACUGGGAGGAACACCAAUUUAUCAGAGACUACAAAAGGAAUCUCUAUUAAGUGCUAUUUACAUCCAUUAUCACAGAAAAUGAAGUGUCUGAUGACUUGGCCUGUUUUCAAUCAGUCACCAGGAGGUCAUCUAAAAAUAUAUAUAUAAUGAAAAUGAUGUGCGUUUCCACUCUAGUUCAAUCAAAUCAAAUGAAACCUGUUCAUCUUUAAAUAUUUAGUGCAAUUGUGAAUCUGUUGUCUGUUAGAUUGCUUUUGUUAAAUAUGUAAAAUAACUGAUUAGUACUCAUUCGUUGUUACAAAUAAGACACAGGACAUCCAAUCCAGUGAUAAAUAGCUUACGCAUCCCUAGUUUAUUCAGAGCUAAGAGAAUAUAUGUUUCCUGAUGAGAUGAAUGACUCAUAAUUUAUUUCAGGGAUAUCAUUUUUAAAAUUCAUAUAAAGGUUGCAGUGUAAAAUAAUGCACAAUUAAACAUCUUAAAACAGUCAUCAGUUUCUCAAUCUAAACUGUAUUUACUGUGUAAAUUAGCUGCUGGUGUCAAAUGAAGACCCAACACAUUUAUGUACAUAUACACGUAAUAUUGUUGAAAAUAAUGUGUAAUUUGUAAUAUACUGUAAGUGUAACAUUUCCCCUGGUAUUGUCAUACCGUUGCAAUAAAAGAUGUACAGCCA
Rhinichthys klamathensis goyatoka is the source of this 2917-nucleotide messenger RNA. It is a transcript of the gene angptl2b, whose product is annotated as angiopoietin-like 2b. Lineage: Eukaryota; Metazoa; Chordata; Actinopteri; Cypriniformes; Leuciscidae. The record is from RefSeq and is a predicted model, not a curated record. The transcript has 6 exons. Bases 587 to 2095 code for a protein of 502 amino acids.